GCCAGGCCCGGCCGGGCUAGUUUAUAUACUUUUUACAGUUGUUUUGUUAAAAUGCCAACAUAAUAUUUGUUCUGUUUCAUAAUGGUUUUACUUUUUAAUUUUGCAGAGUUAACACUGAAUCCUCCAGAGGGAAUUGUGGCAGGCCCCAUGAAUGAAGAGAAUUUUUUUGAAUGGGAGGCAUUGAUCAUGGGCCCAGAAGACACUUGCUUUGAGUUUGGUGUUUUUCCUGCCAUCCUGAGUUUCCCGCUUGAUUACCCAUUGAGUCCUCCAAAGAUGAGAUUUACCUGUGAGAUGUUUCAUCCCAACAUCUACCCUGAUGGCAGAGUCUGCAUUUCCAUCCUCCAUGCUCCGGGUGACGACCCCAUGGGCUACGAGAGCAGCGCUGAGAGGUGGAGCCCUGUGCAGAGCGUGGAGAAGAUCUUGCUGUCGGUGGUGAGCAUGCUGGCAGAGCCCAAUGAUGAAAGCGGCGCUAAUGUGGAUGCUUCCAAAAUGUGGCGGGAUGACCGAGAGCAGUUUUACAAGAUUGCCAAGCAGAUCGUUCAGAAGUCUCUGGGGCUCUAAGGCUUUGCCAUGUGUGCACAGUUACCACCAAGCAGCUUCCAGUGUUUCUCCUCCAGGACGCUGAGUGACAGUGACACUCUGUGCUGG
Molecule: messenger RNA, 648 nt
Organism: Miniopterus natalensis
Lineage: Eukaryota; Metazoa; Chordata; Mammalia; Chiroptera; Miniopteridae
Source: RefSeq, a predicted model, not a curated record